Messenger RNA from Seriola dumerili (greater amberjack), 1308 nucleotides. It is a transcript of the gene gabra6a, whose product is annotated as gamma-aminobutyric acid receptor subunit alpha-6-like. The record is from RefSeq and is a predicted model, not a curated record. Gene Ontology annotation, molecular function: GABA-gated chloride ion channel activity; inhibitory extracellular ligand-gated monoatomic ion channel activity; GABA-A receptor activity. The coding region runs from base 1 to 1308 and encodes 435 amino acids. Gene Ontology annotation, cellular component: synapse; dendrite membrane; GABA-A receptor complex. NCBI's taxonomy places the organism in Eukaryota, Metazoa, Chordata, Actinopteri, Carangiformes, Carangidae. The transcript has 10 exons. Gene Ontology annotation, biological process: signal transduction; gamma-aminobutyric acid signaling pathway; nervous system process.
AUGGCUGUCCUACUUGGUAAUGUAAGUGGAAAUGAGAAGAUUUACUCAGACAACAUCACUCGCAUUUUGGAUCGACUUUUGGAUGGUUAUGACAACAGACUGCGACCUGGAUCUGGAGGUGGUGUUACAGAGGUGAAAACAGACAUCUUUGUCACCAGCUUUGGACCAGUUUCAGAUGUUGAGAUGGAGUACACUAUGGACAUGUUCUUCCGUCAAAUGUGGGUUGAUGAGCGUCUUAAGUUCGAGGGACCCACUGAAAUCCUGCGGCUGAACAACCUUAUGGUGGACAAGAUCUGGACACCAGAUACUUUCUUCAGAAACUCCAAGAAGUCCAUUUCCCAUAAUAUGACCACACCCAACAAGCUCUUCCGCAUCAUGCAGAAUGGGACUGUCCUCUACACUAUGAGACUGACAAUCAGUGCAGAAUGUCCCAUGAGGUUGAUAGACUUCCCCAUGGAUGGCCAUGCCUGUCCUCUCAGGUUUGGAAGCUAUGCCUACACAAGCAAUGAAAUUAUGUUCACCUGGAGGAAGGGGCCGAUAGCAUCUGUUGAUUGUCCCAAGGAGUCCAUGAGUCUUCUGCAGUAUGAUCUGGUGGGACAGACUUUGUCCAGUGAGAUAUUCAAAUCAAAUACAGGUCACUACUCUGUGCAGGUGGUCCAUUUCCUCCUCCAGAGGAAGCUCGGCUACUACCUCAUACAGACCUACAUCCCCCUCAUAAUGGUUGUUGUGUUGUCACAAGUCUCUUUUUGGAUUAACAAAGAGUCUGUUCCUGCACGUACAGUUGCUGGCAUCACCACAGUGCUGACAAUGACCACUUUGAGCAUCAGCGCCCGUCAGUCACUUCCCAAAGUGGCCUAUGCCACUGCCAUGGAUUGGUUCAUUGCUGUAUGCUUUGCCUUUGUGGCGUCGGCUCUCAUUGAGUUUGCAGCAGUAAACUACUUUGCCACCCUCCAGGCCAACCGUCUGAAGAAACAAAGAGCCAGACAAGACAAGCUUGAGGUGUUGGCUACCGGCAGCGACGAUGAGCCCCCCUCCCACCAGUCGGACAGCAGCCCUCGGGAAGGCCUGAAGAGGAGAAACCACUCAGUGUGCCGCAGUGAGCCAGGAGAUGCUCCGCCACUGCCGAUCUUCCUCCAGCAGGGCUCAGCUUUUCCUCAAAUCCCACAGCUGGCCGGCACCAGCCCCAUCGACAUGUAUGCCCGUGUCCUCUUCCCCCUGGCCUUCGCCCUCUUCAACCUCAUCUACUGGUACAUCUACCUCGCCAAGGACACCAUGGAGAGGGCCAGGGACGUGGAUCUUGAAAACUAA